UACAUACACACACACACAAUAUUUAGGCCAGAUUGUCAUUUUGGAGUGCAGUGAAAUUGAUACAGACCAGCUCUAAGGUUCUUUUCCAUCAAAUUCAGAACCAAUAAGGACAGCCCUCCAUAUCCACAGAUUCAAGCAACAGCCUGAAAAUGUCCUUCCUCCACAAAAAAAACUCAUGAUGCUUCCACUCUAUAUAAGAGAGACACCAUUUUACAGUCUUUGUAUACCUUGGGUAUCCACAGAUUUUGAUAUCCACAGGAGGUCCUGUAGCCAAAAACCAGAAGAUAAUGUAUUUGAUUCCCCGUUCAAAGGCCUGAAUAUAGGCUCAGGCUAGAUGAAGGCUCCAGUUCAGAUCUAGACAAGUCAGAAGUAAUUGUGCUCAUCUCAAAACUGAUAAGAUGUCCACCUUGCUAGGCCUAGGUUGGAGUACACUCUCCCAGAAAUACAAGAUUUUGCAGCCAGACAGCGACCCUAGAACCCCAUGCUAUUUUGAGAUUUCACGUUGCAGCAAUGGGCAGAAAUUUCUUUUAUGCCUGCUUUUUUAAAAGAAAGAAAUUGCUCUUGUGUUAAUUUAUACGAUGUGAUUAUGUUUGCUAGGAUUGUUAAAUCUGAUUUUUGGUAUAUUCUUAUUUGGUAUUGCGUUCAUGGUUAGAUUGUUUGAUAUUGUUUGAUGUGUCUCAUUUUGAUGUAAUUUGCUAAUAUGUUCUUUGUUGGCAUUAAAUGUUUGCCAUAUGUGUUGGAAACCGCCCUGGGUCCCCUCGGGGAGAUAGGGCGGUCUACAAAUAAAUUAUUAUUAUUAUUAUUAUUAUUAUUAUUAUUAUUAUUAUUAUUAUUAUUAUUAUUUCUCUGUUAACCAGACAAUUGGAUAUUUUAAUUAAGGGUCAUUUGAAUUCUGAUUUGUAGUUUGGGAAAAUAUGUAUAACUUAAUUACCUUGUCAGUUUCACAGUCUACCAGGUGUCUCAGACUGGAGUUUUGGUACAUCAGUGAUUCAUAUUGUAUCCAAGAAUAUAGGAAUCAAUGAGGCAUCAUCAGAUAAUGUGACAUAUUCUAAGCAGCUUUGCUAUUGUUGUCCUAUCUAUGGUGAUUUUAUUCAGAUGUUUUUCUUAGUCCAUUUAGAAUUACUCCCAUAUCACCUAUCACCAAUGGAACCAAAGUUGUUUUCUUAUCACAGUUUCCUAGUGAUGAUGAUGAUGAUGAUGAUGGGAUCCUUUGAUGUCAGCUGUUUUUGAAGUUUAUAAUAAUGUAUUCUAUUAAAGGGGGGGGGGGGGAGAGAGGGAGGGGGGAUAGUCUGGAAUACAAAUUCACAUAGUUAAUGCUAUGUCCCUAACGCUAUUUAGAAUAUAGAGCAUAUAUUACUCCUUUUUAAGGAUAGCCUUACUUUAGGAAAUCAAAGGUAAAACAGUAAAGGCAUACAUUUCAAACUGUUUUUUUGGUAGUAGCUCUUUAUACCAGCGUCAUAUUGAUGUCAGUGUGCUGAAUAGAUUUCUUGCCAACAUAGCAUUGGACAGUCAAAUGUAAUGCACUUUGUAAUGGCAAUAUAAAUGUUACAUGUUUCCCUGUUUGAGGUACCAAUUAUGGCAGGUUUUCAGAAGUGUCAUAAAUAUCUCACCUGCUUGCUACACAGCACUUCAGUGUGAUGUCUAUCACUAGGAUUAAUCCAUUUGUACCUCAGAUUGCAUCCAAGGUCUGAAUGAAUAAAUUAUUCUGCACCUGGUUUUUUAGUGAGAAUUUCCCUCCUUUCCUUAAAGACUUUCUGAACUACAACAAAUUGCUUAUUCAUAAUACCUAGCAUUGCCAUUCUGUCUGCAAGACGCAUGAUCCUCUAGCUGCCAUUUAUAUAAACGUUUCCCCUGGAUUGCCUGUUGUUAUUUAUGUAUUUUUGUUUGCGUUGCUUAAAUGUAGGGAUAGUGGAUAGUUUAAAAUAUCAACAAAAUUAAAUUGGUUGAUUUUUUAACCAUGUUGUAGUCUUACUGCUACUUACUGUGGUUUAAUAUUAAGUAACAGCAAUUUGGAGCAGUAGCACAGUGUUGUGGUUUAAAGACCUCAAACAUUGGACUGUGACUCUGGAGAUCAAGGUUCAAAUUUCCACUUGGCCAUGGAAAUCUAUUGGAUGAUUUUGGGUGAGACACAUACUCUCAAACACAGAGGCAGGCAAAGGCAAACCCCCUCUGAACAAACCAAAGAAAACCCUGUGAUAGAUUUUUCUUUAGUUCUCCAUAAGUCGGGAAUUGACUUUAAUGCACACCAGUACCAGCGAGUUGCAAAUCUUUAUAUGUAACAGGGAAGUGAUGUGGUCCAAUUCAGAAGGCUUAUAUAAGAACUCGUCUAGACAUUAGCUUAUUUUUACUGCACACGAAAAUGUUCUGAUGUACAUCAAGUAUUCAAUUCCUAUGAGGGUAAUUAAAUGUAAAAACAACUAAUAUGCAUUUAUAAAAAAUGAAAAUACAUAUCAAGUUGGUGAAAUGAGUGGGAUGUUGGGUAAGAGGGUCUUUUAUCUUUUUCUUUUUCCAUGGUCUGGACAAAAAUUGAACCCACUUUCCCUGAGUCUGAUACACUGCGUUUCCCCUGAAUUUACUUAGUGACACCAACAGUACAUGCUGGUCUUCCUACAUUUCCUUUCAUCAAUAGAGACUAAUGGUGAUCAUCAUAACUUGAAGCAUCUUCUGCUUCUGAAUUUUCACUCUGAUCAACUACUUUGGGAAGGGAGAACUUAACUAGAUGGACCUGUGGUCUGAUUCAGUUGGACCCUUGUGUUGUAGACCUGAAAAAAGCAUCUCUUUUAGCUUUGCCAAAGUGCCUUGGAUUUGUUUGUUUCCCCCUGCGAAAGAUGACGGACCCAUUAUGCAUCGGUGGCAGCUGUCUGCCUCACAGCUUGUUCAGAUCCGACAAUAUUGAACCCUUCUUAAGAGAGGCAUUUGAAUGAAGUUGUUGGUCUCCAAAAGGGUACCUGCCUUGUAGCCCCCUUCCUCCGAUCAGACUCAUGGAUUGAAGCGCCUUGCCUUUAUCCAUCCUUGCAUCUCAAUCUGUAGGUGGGAAGGGAGGCGGUGGGGGACCUACAGCUGUUUAGAAAACAGCUUAUUGUCUGAUUCGAUUUGUACUUUUUGUUUUGUUUUGUGGCAAGUUUUUACAUAGUUACCUUUUGAGGAUUUCCAGUCUGGCUUAUCAGAAUCCACCAACAAGCCUCUGUGUGUGUGUGUCUUUCUUUUUUUUAAUAUUCUCGUUUCCCUUUUGGUUCAGCCGAGCCCACUGACAGAUCAUUCAAAUUCAAUUGUUUUAUGUCUAAGCCGAGCAGCUAAUUAAAGUAGGGAUGAUUAACCUGACUGGCAGUGUCGCUCUCUCUCUUUCUCUCUCUCUCUCUCCCUUGCUUUCUCUCUCACUCCCUCCUGUUCCAAUCAGUCUUCCUCUCUCUUACACACACACAUCUCUCUCUCUUUCUCACUCUGUCUUUUGCUCCACUGUUGUGUGUGUGUGUGUGUGUGUGUGUGUGUGUUUUCUCCUUCUUCUCUUCCCUCCUCUCUCCUAAACGUGGUCUGCUUGCUGAUGGCAGAAUGGCACUCGGAGAUUUGUGCAUUGUGUCUGGUUUCCUACGGGCAGGCUGACCCAGUGCCUCUGGGGACUUAUCAAUAGACCACUCAGAAGAGACAGAGACAGGAGAAAAGGAGGAGGAGGAGGAGGAGGAGGAGGGGGGAGGCAGAAAGAGAGAGAAAGAGAGAGAGAGAAUCAAUAUCAAGAAUAGAGGGAGCUCCGAAGCCAUUUUUUGGGUUAUUUUUUAUUUUUACCCAAAACCAAAAGUGUACCAGGACUUGGGAAGAGGGUGACAAAGAAGGUUUUUUUUUUUUUUUGGUUUUUUUUUUGGUUUUGUUUUCCUCCACAAGGAGAAGGAGGAGGAGGUUCUAAUAAAUUUGGAAGGAGACAGUUCCCUGUCUUGGGGGAGAGGAGGAAAAAAGAAGUCCUGGCUGAUUAGCAUUCACACCAGGCAAAUAUCUUCAUACAACUUUAUUGAAAGUCCAUGUUGACCAAGUCUGCAUAAGAGCCAGGAAGCAAAUCCCACAUCCUGAGCAACUGCUAUAGUCGGAAAGCCACACUGCUUCAUCAAAUUACAGGCACAGCUUUUCUCCAUUUUCUGCCCCAAUGAAUGUCUGCGCUAGGUCCAAAGCUUGGAGUGAUUUGCCUGAAGAGUGACAACAUUUACAAACCACUGAAAAAACUCAAGACAGUUGGAAAACAGAAGGAGUCUGAGGAGAAUGAGAUUACGCAGACGGGUGCAUACAGCGCCAAGUUGGGCCUUUCCUGCCUGAAGUUUGAAACUGACCCAUCUCUGAGCCCAGUUCUCAUCCAUUCAUCACAUUCAUCAACAAACCUGCACGCACGUACAGGGUCACUUGAUUGUAACAUUAGUUGCAAGGGGAUGACAGAGCGCAUUCACAGCAUCAAUCUCCACAACUUCAGCAAUUCUGUGCUCGAAACCCUUAACGAGCAACGCAACCGUGGCCACUUCUGUGAUGUGACAGUCCGCAUUCACGGGAGCAUGCUGCGCGCCCACCGUUGUGUGUUGGCGGCUGGCAGCCCCUUCUUCCAGGACAAGCUGUUACUGGGCUACAGUGACAUCGAAAUUCCCUCUGUGGUGUCAGUCCAGUCAGUACAAAAGCUCAUUGACUUCAUGUACAGUGGGGUGCUGCGAGUUUCCCAGUCAGAGGCCUUGCAGAUCCUCACAGCAGCCAGCAUCCUGCAGAUCAAGACUGUGAUUGAUGAAUGCACACGGAUUGUCUCACAGAAUGUGGGUGACAUUUAUCCAGUCAUCCAAGAUUCUGGUCAAGAGACACCCCGAGGAACUCCUGAAUCAGCCACUUCAGGGCAGAGCAGUGACACAGAAUCUGGCUACCUGCAAAGCCACUCACAACACAGUGUAGACAGGAUCUACUCAGCUUUGUAUGCCUGUUCUAUGCAGAAUGGUAGUGGAGAGCGUUCAUUCUACAGUGGAGCAGUGGUCAGCCACCAUGAAACAGCACUUGGACUUCCCAGAGACCAUCAUAUGGAAGAUCCCAGCUGGAUUACACGGAUCCAUGAGCGCUCACAGCAGCAGAUGGAGAGGUAUCUUUCCACUACUCCAGAAACCACACAUUGCCGGAAACAACCACGCCCAGUUCGGAUCCAAACAUUGGUGGGCAAUAUUCACAUCAAGCAAGAAAUGGAAGAUGACUAUGACUACUACGGACAACAGAGAGUACAGAUCCUAGAGCGCCAUGAGUCUGAGGAAUGCACUGAGGAUACAGAUCAAGCAGAAGGCACUGAGAGUGAACCUAAGGGGGAGAGCUUUGACUCUGGAGUCAGUUCUUCUAUUGGCACUGAACCAGAUUCUGUCGAGCAACCAUUCAUGACUAGUGUAAACCGAGAAGGUCAACAAGAGGCUCCUCAAGCAGAACAAAAUGAAGCUUCUGUUGAAAGCAUUCAGCGGCAGCUCACAGAUGCCAAUUCCUCCUCACCAGAGAGAGGCAAUGACAUUGAAAGGGACAGCACACUACUCACUGUUAGUAACAGCACUGAAAAGGGGACUUUGCAGCCUUCGAUCACUACAACUAUUGCCCAAACAUUGCCAAGUACACAGCUCUACUUACGCCAGACAGAAACCCUCACCAGCAAUCUGAGGAUGCCGCUGACCCUGACCAGCAACACACAAGUCAUCGGCACAGCUGGCAAUACUUACCUGCCUGCACUCUUUACUACACAGACUGCUGGCAGUGGUUCGAAGCCUUUUCUCUUCAGCCUACCCCAAUCCUUAGGCCAGCAGACACAAUUUGUGACAGUGUCCCAGCCUGGCCUGUCAACUUUUACUGCCCAACUGCCAGCCCCUCAACCCCUGACUCCUUCUGCAGGCCACAGCACAGCAGGUGGGCAGGGUGAAAAAAAGCCUUAUGAGUGUACCCUCUGCAACAAGACUUUCACCGCCAAACAGAAUUAUGUCAAGCACAUGUUUGUACAUACAGGUGAGAAGCCCCACCAAUGCAGCAUCUGUUGGCGGUCCUUCUCCCUAAAGGAUUACCUAAUCAAACAUAUGGUGACUCACACUGGUGUCAGAGCCUACCAAUGCAGCAUCUGCAACAAGCGUUUUACCCAGAAGAGCUCCCUAAAUGUGCAUAUGCGGCUCCACCGAGGGGAGAAAUCCUACGAAUGCUACAUCUGCAAGAAGAAAUUCUCCCACAAGACCCUGCUCGAAAGACACGUGGCUCUGCAUAGUGCCACCAAUGGAACACCUAGCACAACCAGCACUGGUGCAAGGGCUCUUCCCACUGGAGUGUUGGCCUGUGCAGAGGGAACCACGUAUGUCUGCUCUGUCUGUCCAGCUAAAUUUGACCAAAUUGAGCAUUUCAAUGACCACAUGAGAAUGCAUGUUUCAGAUGGAUAAGCAAAACCUGUUCUGUUAUGAACAAAAAAAAGCCCAACCAGAGAAACGACAACAAAAAGAUAUGGCACUAGAUUUUUUUUCAUUUUUACUUUUUUUUUUUUGUUUAUUUUCAUUUCAUUUUUGUACUACAUGAAGAACUGUUUUUUGCCUGCUGGUACAUUACAUUUCUGGAAGCUGGGUGAAUAGUAAUUAUCUCAGCCUUCCUUUGAUGGUGGCCUUAAGGCCAGAUAGUGUUUCAGGAGAUCUACUGGUUGGAUCUCUAGCUACUGGCCUCUAAAUACAACCCUUCUUUACUACAAAAAAACUUUUAAAAAUCUUUUUUGUCACUUGUGAAGAGCACUACAAAACAACAACAAAGAGAAAUAAGAAAUCUACAAGGCCUACUGUCGUAAGUACACCGCUUGCAGUGUUUCAGUGGACAGAUUCACAAUUCUGACCGCUUUGGACUUCACAGUAUCCAGUUAAAACUGUGGAAGAGAACCGUAUGUUUGAGUCACAACCACAGAAAACGGGCCCUAUUGGUUUCUGCCAUUAGUCGUUAUCACAAAAAGGGCUGCAGAGAAGCUCAAGGGAGUUUGGGUUGGAUGGUGUGGAGUCCCUGCAGGAUGGGGAAGGAGAAUACUAGGUUCCUCUUGUGGAUUCUGUUCCAUUCCACACAUUCUGAUUCAUAACCCCCAACUUCUUUCUCCCCCACUAACACCAACAACAUAUUUCAUCAAAAGCUAGAAACAAUGAAGUAAACAUGAGGUGAGCAAAGGUGGCUUUUUUCGUAAUUUAUUCAGUGUCUUGGCUGAGCUCAAGUUCUCAGCACAAUCAAUGGGACUUUUGCAAAUAUCAAAGAGAAACAGCAAAAGAAAAAAUUUCAAGAGUUUUUUCACCUAGUGUUCUAGGUACAAGAAAGGAUUCACUCCCACAAUCUCGGGGGGUAAAAAUCAAAAAGGCUGCAUCAAGAUUUAUUCUUGUGGAGGGAAGUAAAGUAGAACAUGGGUGGGAAGCAACUAAAAAGAGUUCUCAAGAUUUUUUUUAAUUCAAAAUUUUAUAGAGGGACAGAAGUGGUGUUUACCAGAUAGAGUGCUGAUUUUUUAAAAAAAUAUAUUUACCACAGUAUUUGUGUAAAAAAAAACAAAAAACAAAAGUGUAACCUUGUUAAAGUAAUUUUUGUUUUCUCUUUUGUUUUGCAUACACUGCCACUAAUAUCUGCUCAGUUUAUGUAACUGAAUAUAUAUGUGUGUGUGUGUAGAUAUAUAUACAUAUACACAUAUGUAUGUAUGAAUAUAUAUAAUGCACAUACAUAUAUAUAUAUAUAUUGUUGUAGAUAAAGACUGUUAAGGUUAGGUAUCCUACUUCCAAAUAGCAAGAGACAAAAGAGUGAUGGGUUUUUUUUUCUUCAAAGAAGAGGAACAUGUGUGUCAACUUAUUUUCUAUUGUUUUUCUCUGUGCUUUUUAUUAGUUUGAGAGUAGUAACCUGGGAGUAGAGUGAUAUUUGUAUGUGAUUUCUUUCAUCUGGUGUCCAAUUUGUAGUGUCACUUGAAAAGCUAUUCUGAAUUUGGUUUUAUGAUUUCCUUGGGGGUUUUUUUAAAUGGGGUUCCAUCUAAGCUUUAGAUGAGAGGAAUUUGGUUUCCAGAAACAAGGUUUUAACGCUAUUUCUCCUGCCAUUGGUUUUUAUCAUGAGGUCUGGAAGUCCCCAAAGUGAAAAGGAAAAUCUUUACUUAAAUGUUCACUUAUUGAGAUUGUUCUUAUACAUCCUAUUAUUAUCCAUAGUAAUCCACAGUUGAAUGAAAAAUCAAUUUAGUCUGUCUAGUUUACUUAAAUGACAUUUUUUCUUUUUCCUUAUAAGUAGAAUUUAUCUUCCCUCUUUUUCUUCUGCAAAAAUGUUAAAAUUAAUGGGUCACAUUCUGCUUUCUCUGGGCAUCCGAAUCAGAGUAAGUUAGUCAGAGUCUUUUAACUUUUGUACUGAUGGCUUCCUCUCUUCCUAACACAGUUUUUGAUCAUUUAUCCCGCAAAAGCAACUGACACUGUUUGGGUGCCUAGAUGAAUUGGACCAAUGUGUAACAAGCCCAGUAAGCAUAUGUUCUGUGUGUCUUGAUUCAGUAAUUUCUAGUCAAUAUCAAUAACGUACAAAAGCAAGGACAAAGAGAAACAAUAAUUAAUUUUAAUAUAUCUCAUUUUCAACCAAAUAUUUUGAGGUUGCAUUCCUAAUCCAGCAUGUUUAACAGAAGAAAAAUGCCCAUGGAAUUUAGUGGGACCCAUUCCACAUAAAAUAUUGAGGGGCAGGCUGCCAGAUUUAUGAGACACUCCUCCAUGUUAGCAAUUCUUCUUUUUUACUAAUUUGAAAGUUAUCCAGCUAUUCCUUGUGGAGGAAUCUUUCGAUUCUAUAGCACAAUCCUGUGCAUGCAUACUCAAAAGUAAAUGCCACUGAAUUCAGUGAGACUUACUGUCAGCUAAGUAUAUAUAGGAUUGCAAUCUUAUUCAGUAAUUUGGCUGGGAUUAAUUCAUUGUAUUAAAUAUAGCUCAUUAAUAGCUUCAUAUGUUGUCAUUUCUAACCUAACACUUGCUACAAAUAUACAUAAGCUUGUUUUUUAAUCUUUGACAGUUAUACUGAGGCGUCAUAUGUCGUAGUGAUAUAUUUGACAAAACCUUCUGCUGUUUCAAGACUUUUUAAAAGGUUCAAACCAUGAAUAGAAAUAUAUGUAUAGUUCUACGCCUGAUUUUGGCCAUUUGGAUUCUGUCCCACUGAUGAGUCAGGAAAUAUAGCAUCUCAAUCCUAAACAAUUUAAAUGGAAGGCAAUCCCAAGGAUUUCAGUAUAAAUUAAUAUUACACUGUGGUCCUUACUAAACAAGGUGAAACUAUAUAAUGAAGCCUAGCCGGAGAACUUUGAAUUCAGGAAAAUGUGCAUAGGAUUAAACAUAUAAAACACUGAUUUUCACUGUAGUAAUUCCUAGUCCAAGGACAAACAAUAUCUGCAUCAGAAAGAAAUGUGUAGAAAAAAUGAGAAAACGGAGCAGGGAUUGGACAAAACUAUAUGACAGCAUCUUUCAAAAGACCAUCUUCAUGUAUUAUAAUGUGUUUUGCUUUAGUUUCUAAACAAAACAAUUAAGUGGCCAAUGAGGAUCUCUCUUGUCCAGAUCUCUCCUCCAAAUUUCUGAACCUCAAGUCCUUCCUCCGCCUUUUCCAGCCUCCCAGCUGGACUUAGGGUCCUUCCCCUCCACUUCCCAUCUGCAAGAAAUCCAUGCAUUGCUUUCUUCUUGAUCUUGUAGUGGAGGCCUACAUCAACUUCAGAGCACUGUGCCAAAAUUUUAAAAAAAUCUUAUGACCCAUGUAGUUCUCUAUAUCAUUCUGCCAUACGUUCUCCACCAUCUUUGCCAACUUAAAAAAUCCUUGAUUCACUAUGUGGAUUAAUUUGGGUUCAGCAAAGAGACAAUCAGUAUGUCAUCUCCCUUGUGUAAAUCAGCAAUAUUAAAUUAUCAAAUCCAGUACUCACCAAAAUCAUGUAAAUUUCCUGUAAAAAUAAGCAUCCGAAUCCAUGUAUAAAAUAAGUAAGGACCUAGAUUUUGUGACUGCUGAAAAUUGUGAAACUUAAAAGUUCAUAGAUGUUACACAUUACAUACAUACAUAACUGAAUUCAGGGUGAAAAAGUGAUUUGCACUCAGUAAACUGAGCAGAAAAGAGAGGGAGAGAUCCUGUCCUUCCCUAUACUCAGGCAAAAUCACACUGCUGGAGCCUUUCCUGGCUUAUAUAUUCUUCCUCUGCCAUCUUGAGUCUAAUAUUGCUUGGUCACAUCUGUUCUAGUCUUCAUCUGUGAAGUGUUGGGGGCUAUGAAUCACCUAAGUACAAGCAUGUAAUUAUCUUAUGUUCCAAUGGAGCUCUAAGGAUGGUGAGACAUUACCAGCACACACUGCAAAAAUUCAAGUGUUAUUCUCCACAUUUGAACUACUAGGCAAGGGCUUUUAGGCAGACUAUAGGUAGGCGAAUAUCCCUAACUUGAUAUUAAAUUGAAUGUACUGAAUGCCAUUUGUAUGGUUUGUUUAAAGAAAGAGCACUGUCAUAUACUUUUGGUACAAAACUUGUAAUGCACCCCCCCCUCCCAACAUACACACACACACAAAAUAUUGGAAGACAAUUGUCUGGAAUACAUUAUCAACAUAUUUUUAUAUAUAUUUACAUCUUUCUGAGCAGUGUUGAUUGCCCCAAGUAUUGGACACCUUUUCUAACAUAAAGCAGUCAGAAAGCGAGAUAGAUUGUUUUUAUUUCUACAUUAAUUCUGAACUCCGCAGGAAUCUGAAAAUACAGAAGCAAGGGUAGCUAUGUUACUUCAUAAGAGCAAAGCAAAACAAAUAACCCUCAAAUUGGAUUUUUAGCACAUGUAGUUGUAGUUGUUAGGAUUAGUUGCAAUUUGACAGUAGUGUGAAGGUUCUUGAAUUCAUCAGACUAUUCAUCUGGCUCAUAAUAAUCAGAGGGGGGAUUAAAAAAACUUGGAAGUUCCAAACUUUGGGUGGUCUUUUAGCCUUAAGGUCCAUAGUCAUUCUAAGUGGCAUCUGGCAGUAAUAAAAUAAUUUGAGUAAUCUAGUAAAUACUGUAUACCUUUCUGAAGACUAAAAACACAUAAUUAGCAGAGUGAAAAAGAAGUGAAAUUGCAAUGCUUUCAUUUUAUCCCUGCUGUAAUUCCAUAGAUAAUAACUCAUAGAGGAUGAGAUUGUUUUUUGAACAAAAAUUCAGCUCUAUAAUAAAAAUAAUAGCAGUUUUGACAUUUAUUAAAACACUGAAAGACACAUUUGAAUUAUAGGCAAGCAAUGAUAAAUAGCUACUAUGUUCAAAACAAAAAUGACAUUCUUUUGUACAUUGGUUGGCAGUAAUGAAGUUCGUUAUGUUGUUCAUUUCCUCACAUCCAAGAAAAUGAGUCAAUAUUUACAGUAAAAGGUGUCUUGAAAUCUCAUGACUUCCCUUCAAUUAAUUAACAUACAUGUAAAUUAAAAAUUUAAAUCACAUGUGUUCAAAUUAUACAUCACAGUAGGAAGUAACUUUAUACAACACCACCAUCACACUAUGUCCACAUCAAGAUCAGUGUUUGUUGCUUUGACUUUCAGAGGCUCAGCAGCAUCUCAGGCAGAUAAUUGUCUUUUCUGUCACCAGCUACCUAACUCUUUAACUGGAGAUACCAGAAACAAAAAUUGGAGUCUUCUACAGGUCAAGCAAAUUCUCUACCACUGAGCUUUGGGUCCUCCCCUUUCUGCCCCUUAAAAUGGCGCCUCCAUGAAAUAGCCAAAACAGUUCAGGAAACAGAUACAGAACAUCAGCUCUAUGGGACUAUAGUUUCAAAGAGGAAGAAACAUCCAAAAAUAUAGCAUCCAUAAAAAUAAUAUUCAUUCCCAGUCUCUCUCCUGAUAGGAGUCUUAAUCUUAACUUCACAAUGUAACUCUGAAAUAUUAGUACUGUAAUGCCCCAGAAGUUGCUUAGAAAAAAUUGUUUUUUUUUUCCUUUGAGAAGCAAUUGUAUUACAGCCUUAUGUAGGAUUGCUGCCUUAAAACAAUAAAAAGAGGGAGGGGUGUAUUAUUUUUUAUACCUACAUAAAGAUAUAUGAUUUUAAAAUAUCCAUUUAUUUGUAUUAAAUGCUGCAUAUUUAGUUUUGAUUUUAAACUGUGUGAUAGUAUAAGAGGAGGGAAGGGCUGAGAGAGCUGUGAAGAGUCCAUUAGCUGGGAAAUAUUGGUGCUACUAUUAAAGUAGCUGCUGUGUAUUUGCACUGUACUGUGCCUGUUGGGUGUCAGUCAAUAUGUUGUGUUUUAGAUUCAUGAUGGACAAAAGCUUUCAGUUGUCCCGGUAUUAUAUUGAUAGUAACCUUUCAAUCAAUUUUUCAUCAAUAAAUGUAUCUCAAUGGACAAAUGUAGGCAAAGAAUCCCUAACCAAAUUAAAUAUGGAGCUUCUAUGUGUUUUAUCAUAAUCACAUAGCAAGCAGACUUCUGGGGGUCAACUUUUAAUGGUUGUUUUAGAGAAUGUAGAGGACUUCCCCAAAUCUGCUGCUCAGUGUCCUGCAAUACUUACUGGUACAGAUCUAAUUUUAAAACCAGAGAGAUGCAUGGCAGUGUCAUGUUUUACUUUUAACUAAACAUUUGGAUUAGAUUGAGAAAAGAUCUAUUUUCUUCAAGUUAUGUCCAUUUAUUUAUUUUACCUUUGUUAUUUCUUCUGAUCUGGAACCAGUAUGGUUCCAGACGCAAAUAUUCUAUAUUAUUAUAUUUUUCUGCACAAAUGUCCAAGGACUAAAACUUAUCUUUGAUUUACAUGAUUGGAAACAUGCCAUGUUGAAAGGAGAAAGUGUUACCAACAAAGCAUUUGGUUUGUUUUUAACAUGUCAUGAUUGUUGAGGUAUGAAUAUGCUGCUAUGCCAAGGAGUUAAUACUGCCAGGCACUUGUACCAUGGCAAUAAGUAAAUAUUGCAGCAUAUUACAGAUUAUGCUUACAUUCAGAUGAAAUAGGAAGAACUGGCACUAGCCUUAGUGCAAAUGAGCAGAGCAAGUUCUAAUGCAAUUUGAAUGUGGAGGGAGCGCAGGGCUAAUAUCAAGUCUUGUGUAUGUGUAGGCCAUUAAUGAUUUCCACUUAGCAUUGCAAAGUAAUUUUGCAGAUUGUUUGUGAUUUACAAUAUACAUAAAAAAAACCCAGAGCACUGAAUGUUAUACAGUUAUCUAAUUAUCUUCUUUUUUAGUCAUUGCCAGGUGUUGUUUCAGAUUAUUACUUUCACUGUCAAAAGUUUUCAUCUAAGUUUCUUUUACAUAACAGGCAUGUGGCAUUUAUAUCUUGGAUGUUUUUUCUAAUGCUCAAUUGUUUUCAAGGUCUCAGAUCAGUCUUUGCACAGUGUUUGAUAGGAUACAGUGACUUUCAGGGAGAAUCACAAUAGAUAUCCAUUUUGUUGAAAUGUGAGGCACUUUCCCCAGUUGUCUUCUGGGGAAGACUGUGUUGAAUAUUGUUACACAGGUCCAUGGUUUAAUAACUGUAUUUAGAUUGAAAGAGAAGUUGUGAUUGCAGGCUUGAUCGCAACAAUUAUUGCAAUGUUCUUGUGUCUGUGAAACCUCACCAUUAAGGCACCUCUGUGGUCAAGGCCAGCUCCAAACUACUUUCAUUCUCCUCCUCUGAAUGUAAUGAAGAAAAUAUCCUAUAGAUGGGAAGUUAUUUCUGUGUGGAAAUGAGAGAGUAAGGAUCACCACUCUGCCCUCCUCUGCAUCAAAAAGAGGACAGAACAGAUAAAUGAUGUCUUUGUGUUGGGGUCCGGGAAGCAAAAAAGAGCUAGCGCUUUCUUUCUGCUCCUUGUGACCUGCAGUAGAUGAAAAGAAGAAUAAAGAUCUUUUGGAUAAAGCAGACACACAGUGUACAGUAGAAUUGGGAGAACCUGCACCUAUGGUACUUUCACAUUACACAACUUCAACAUUAUGGUUCUACUUUAACUGCCGUGAUUCCAUUUUUUAGAAACAUAAGAUUUGGGUUUUAUGCAGAGGUAUUUCUAAAUUCUAAAGAAUUCUCAGCCAGAGAGCUGUAGUGCUCCACCACCUUACAAACCCCAGGAUUGCUUAAGCUGUUGCCACAGCAGUUAAAGUGGAAUCAUAGUGGGAUAAAUGUAUAGGGCUCCAGAUAAUUAACAGAAAGAAGCAACGCUUGUAUGUGAUAUCCUUAUAUUCAUACCCCAGACUGAUUUUGUUCCCUCUACCCUGCUGACAGAAUAGUAAUUAAGGAAAGCGAAAACAAAAAGAAACAGAAACAACUGACUGUGUUAGAAGCAGAAGUCUCAACUGCCACCUUCUCCUGAGAUGUUUAAAAAAAAUUCCCCACAAUACCUUUCUUUCACUAUUCAGAUGACUAAAGCAAGUGUUCAUAGAAUUGUUGUCUUCAAUUUAAAUCUAAAUGCAAUAACACUGGAUUUCAUGGGAAUAUUUCCAAAUAGGCUGUGAUUUGCUCAGGUUCACAGAAUUUGAUUUUUGCCUUCCUCAAUUUUAACUGUAAUCCUGAUUACUUUCAUUCCAUGCUAAGACUUUUUUAAACAAGUUGUUCUCAAACUUUGGAUCUCCAGAUAUCAACCCCCAGAAACUUUAUGCAAAUUGGAUUCUAGGAGGUGAAAUCCAAAACAUCUGGAAAACCUAAGAUUAGAAGAAUUCUCUCCUUUUUUUGGCAGCAACAACCUAAGGUUUCAACAUAAAAAGAAAAUAUAUAUAAGACUGGAAACUAUGAUCUUAUGUCCAAAGUGAGGCACCGUUGAAAGAGGGAUUAUUCACAAUAUUGGCAGACUUCUAGUUACUUCUCAUUGCACUAAGGAUAUAUAUACUGACACAUUCACAGAUCCCAUAUCAGUUGAUUAUAUUUUCAAAUGGGUGUUUGUCCAGAUACAGUUCCACUAAACUCUAAGACUGACUCAUGUAUGUCAUUGUAGCAGGGACAGAUCAUAUAUAUUCUCAGAGUAUCAUGUGGCCUUAAAAACCACAGAAUGCUCCAUUGUAUGAAUACCUUAUGGUUUUUCUUUGUUCACUUUGGUUACAUCAGAGAGCUUGAUUAAUAUUUGUGUGUGGGGGGGGGGAGGCAAGCAUAGAAAAAGCAAUGGAAUACAAUUGACUAGCAAACUGAACUUCCGAAUGCUACAACCAGAAUACAGAUUACAUUAGUCUGCAGCCCAUCAUUAAUAAUCUCUUCCCUUAUCCAUUUACUAUAAAUUGAUGGGAUAUCUUCAUGUGAGUGCACACGUGCUCCUAUUUCUAUCUUCUUAUCCAAUCUACAAGUGACUAAUGUUUCUCAAACCAAUGUGGCCUUUGCCAGUGUAUUUCUAAGAACGAAUGUUCCAAUUUACUCUUACAGACCAAUAUGUUAUCAAGUGAUGGAAGAAGUGGUAGAAUGUUUUGUGAUGUCAGACUAUAUUCUUCAUAUAUUUGAGGACUUCCUCUCUUAAGUUAUACUACUUUGUUAAGUGGCUUUGAUGACCAGAUCAGAGCAUACUUUAGAAACACGAUAGGUUUAAAGUGAUCUCAGAUGUUUUCUUCACUCCAUAAUUUUUAUUGCCAUUGAACAUUUCAGACAUAUCUUUCUUCACAAAAUUGAGCUGCUUUUGUUAGUGGCAUUUUCCCUCCCCCUCUGGAACAAUGUUGGCAUCCAUCUGGGGAGAAUAUUUUUGUUAACAAUUGUACAUUAUCUUUUUCAUAAUCAAAUGUCAGUGACCGUAAAUGUAUUUUUUCUUUUUUAAAUAAAUGUUGUUUUUUAAAAUAAGAUAGUACUAGUGACUUAGUGGAAGAGGACAAGUUGCUAUUUAGCUCUGCUUAGUUAAAUACAUAAAACUACAUUACAGUAUUUCUGAAAACUAGAACUUAAGUACACAAUAUGUACAUCUUUGUAUCAAUAUAAUACACAUCCAUAUAUAUAUACAUAUAUAUUAUAUAUACAUUACACAUACAGUAUAUUCCUUUGUAUUUUUGAACCUGCUGUGAUUGUGUAAUAGCAAAUAUUUUCACAUUUACUAUUCACUUUUCACCUGCUGCAGUUAAUUUGAGUCUUUUCAUAUUCAACAUACUAACACUACAUUGCUUUUUAUAUUAACAAUUUCUGUAUUAUCUUGACUUUCUAUAUAUUAUCAAAUUAAUUUCUUUAGCAAAAUAGAAGAAUUUGCCUAGAGAAGAAAAACAACACAGCGUUCUCAUUAAAAGCCAAAUUUUCUUCUUCUUCUUUUUGUACAUUAGAGAGUCAUUAAAAGCAAAACAAAAAAUCGUGUAAUUUUUUUCUGCGAACAUUAGUGCAGUCUAAGCAAGUUCAUCAGAAAUAAAUCUCAUUAAAUGUUAUGGUGCUUACACUCAAAUAACUGAAUAGGAUUGCAGCUUCUAUCAGAGUUGCAUAUUCAAAUAUAUGUGGCCAGCUUCCCUCUUCCACUACUGAUGCUGUUGUAAAUAUCAUGUCAUGCUUGUUCCUCAGAGUAAAGCAAAACAAGAAGGAAGGCUGUUGAUCACAUUAGAUUCACCAGCAUUAUGCUUAACCUCCUUUAUUUUUCUUUUCUUUUCUUUUUUGUAAUAUUAGGUAAACAACCUUCCUAGACUGGAAAAGUUACAGCUAUUCUUCUAAAAUUAGAUUUUGAUAAAAUUUUGGAUCCAGAUUUUCUGGAGCCACUAUCAGAUUAAAGAGAAUUUAUUCAUUAUUUUUUAUUUUGUGUGCUGCCUUUCUUUCCCGAUGCAAGAUAGCAGAGAUAUAGUCUAGCUUGAUUUGGGGGACAAAUUUUUUUAUUAACUCUGCUGUAGGGAAAAUAAGUUCAAGAGCAAUGCCAUCCCAGAAAACUAAAAAAGUAUUUUAACCUUUUAACAUUGGCUUUUAAACUACCAUUGUGGAAUGCUUUCUUACUGACUUCAGACAAUUUUUAAAGUUUAACAUUCCCUGCCCUUCCUUCAACAUACUUACAUUGCGACCUUUUAGCUAUUGUUGAGGGAUUAUUAGUUGAUGCUGAUGUGUCUUGUGGCUUCAUUAUUGCCUUAAAAUGAACACUUUUUGCAGAUUCUCUGUUUAUUUUACAUUUGUUAUUUCACAUGUACAUACUUCGCUGCUUGCAUUUCUUCCGUAAAGAUUGGUCUCGCAACUAGAUGGUACCAAAUUUGUACAUAUUGUCUACUACAGAUUGCAUUUUCACAUUACAGUGUGGUCAUGAGACAAUUGCACAGAAGAAAGUGAAACUAACAAAAUAACCAAUUGGUGGGGGGAAAACUUUAACAAAGAUAUCUAAAAUAGUCAAUAGAUAACCAAAAGGCUUGUUUUUAAUAGCAUUACUUUAAGGUUGUGUUAUUUCUAGUUAGUUCUUUGAAUAAUGUGAGAAUAUAUGAAACCAUUUAAACUAGUGAACUUCUGUUACUUUCUGCUCUUAAACCAAUGCCAGUUUUGGGGACUUUCUUAAUUCUAAUUGAGCACUUUAUUUUUAUGUUACCAAGUAUACAUCCAAACAACUAUUGCUUUUUUAUCUUAGUACAUCACUCAUUACUGUUUAACUUUCCAUCUUCUGUUUGAUUCAUUCAGUUUACAGGAUGAAAUCAAUGUUGUAAAUAUUUAUGAAAAAAAUUUCAAGAGACAUCCGCUCCUUUCCUCUUGGGGAAAAAAAUAAUAUGUUGUAUUUUGGACUUUGAGUAUCAGUCAAAAUUAUGUUAACCCUGGUCAGAGCUUAUAAAUUCAGAUUUCUUCUUUCUAGCCUUUGAAAAGCCCUAAAAGUAAGUAAACAUGAAUUAAUGAAGUUCAUAGUCUCCCAGAAAGGCUCCAAUACACAUUGGCAAAAUGUACACCUAUGUAUGAUAGAUGUACUUACUGGUUCAACAGACCCAACCCACCAGAUAUAAAUCCUUAAUCCAACUUUAACAAAAUAAAGCAAGUUUCUUCAUUAAAAUCCAUUCACCAAAAGGAGUUCAUCACCAAAGAAUGAAAGCAAUAACAGCUUGUGCUGAAUACAAAUAAUAUCUAUGCUUUGUUACCAGAUUAAGAGUGGAAGUUCAUUGAUGUUUAGGUGUUUCUUCAACCGUUGUAUCUCUUAUCAUUCUUUUUACUUAUAAGUUAGAAAAAAAUAAUUUCUUAAUUUCAUCCUGUCUUAAAAGAAAAUAAUGUAUUUCACUGCAAUAGGUAGUAGUUUUCUUUGAUUCUUCUUCUCAGAGUAUCCUUUCUUCUCCUGCUACUCCCUUGUCAAUUUACCUAUCCCUUUAAAAUAUGUUUCAAGGAGCCCCAAAAUGGGUCUAUAUAUUUUAAAAUUUCAACUUUGUUUUGGGGUAUUCACAUUCCUGAUCCAACUUUACUUGCUCCUCCAUGCAGUAAAUAGAAAACUAUGAAAUUAUCAUGUAAUGACUAUAGGUGUAAUUUCAGGACAUAAUAUCAAAAGCCGCUUGUUCAUUAUGGAUUAGCAGCACAAUCAGGUGCUCCAUUUUUACACUGCUCUUGCCUUUCUAUAAAGAUCUUUACUCUGUGAAUCACCAAACUGGAAAGGAUUUGGAGGGUAUUAAAAGUUCCCUGUAAAAUAAGAGCAGACUUGUCAGUGUUACCCAAAAAGGUAUUUUGAUGACUUCUCUUUCUUUUAGAAAGUCAUAUGAAACAAAUUAAUUGAGGUAACUAGAUUGGUUUCUUCUAACAGUAAGCCUUAAAAAAUCACCUCCUAUUUGUUUACAUGACCAAGAGGUUAAUUGGAGGCUUAGCGUAUCAGUUCAGUGAGGAAAACAACUGUUCACCAUUUGGACCUUCUAACUCAGUAUAUGAAAUGCAGUUUUGAUUGGAUGCUAUUCUUAAUAAUAAUAAUAAUAAUAAUAAUAAUAAUAAUAAUAAUCUUUAUUUAUAUUUCGCCCUAUCUCUCCGUGGGGACUCUUGCUUUGAGAGAGAAGGAAUCUUGGUGCACACCAAAUCUUUUUGAUGAGGUUUUAAACACAGAUAUACCUUCCUAUGAGAUUUAGAGUGGGAAAGCGGUUAGGAGGAGUUUUUUCUCUUCCCUUUUCUAUUUGAAUUUCUUUAUGCAUCUGUUAAGGUUUAUAAUUAAAAACUGUAAGUGAAAUCCUGUUUGUUAGUUCCAGUUACGGUAAAACCAUUGAAUUGAAUGUUGAAUGAUGAGUCAACAUGUAGGUAAAUCCAAGGCUUCAAUGACUCUCCUCUAGUUAGCAGUGAAAAUGGGAUUUAGGCCUGCCAGUUUCCAAUAUGUGUAUCUUCAAGAGUUGGUGAAUCAAAAUUCAAAACCAAUGAUGAUAGACUAUUUUUGCUAUUGUUAACAACUGUUAAUCACCAGUAGAUCAACACAUGCUUCUGCCUACUUCUGGUAUAUCCAAAGAUAAAAAAUCUAACUAACUAGGGGUAAUGUACAUCCCAUUGCAAGCAGAUUUCCAUUUAGGACAGGGCAUGAAAACCUGCACUCCUAAACAUGAUAGUUCCACAAUAAACUAAAGAGUACCUAUGUGUUCAUAGAAACACUGGAAGCAUGCAUGUGGGAUUCUUUAAAACUUGACUACUUAAAAAGUCUUCAAUAGCUGAACAGUGAAAAGCUCAGAGAGUAUUGUCUUCUGAAUAUUGCUUCCAAGCCAAUUACUGAAAUGCUGACUGAUACACAAAAGAUUUCACAAUUAAGGUAACAAAUUUAUAUUUAAUUGAACUCUCCCAUCAUCUUGUUUUAAUGGCUUGCAGCAUUCUGUUACCUAAGAUCUCUUGUACUUUACAGGUUUGCAGAACCUUUUACAGGUUUGAUCUUUGUUCCAGUUGCAGAAUCUGGAACAUGUCUCAGCACCCACAUCCAGUUUUUACUGUUCCAGCUUUUCCCCUUAUAUCUCAGAAAAUGGUCUCUUUUAAGUCUUUCCUUCAUGAGUAGGGAGCAAAAUAAUAAAGUAUAGUAGUCUUGCUAAGCGAGGAAAGAAAGUGGAGAGUCUAUUUCUGGUUGAUUUUGAAAUGAGUGCUGAAAUCAGUAGCCUGCAAUAAUCCCCCAUAUAAUUCAUGGCAGGAAUAGAUAGGAUAAAGGAAAGAAGGGUCUCAUUUUGUUAAAGUAAUCUAUGUGUUUGCUUUCUUGUUCAUAAUGUUGUUCAUAAUUCUUGUUCAUAAUGCUGUUCUGCUCCUGUAAUGGCAAUGUCUUCCUCUUGUGCUUGACUAUAUGUGUUUUGGGAACUUAUUCUUGAAGGCUUUCAUAUAUUAGAAAUAAUCUCCAUAUGUAGGUCCUUUCUAUUUUUCUCAAAGUAAUGAUUAACAAGUGGACAAUCCCAUAAGAUUUCUAAUUUGUUUGCAUGAAUGCAAUGAGGAAGUGAGCACAGAACAUUUAAUUGGGAUAUUCUAAUCCACCAGCUAAUGUUUGUUUAGAUGAUGUUGUAAUUUAUGUUUGGGGUGUUGUUUUUCUAUACAGUUAAAAUAAAAUUAUCUACACUCCUGGUACUACCAUCCUUAAAAGGGCCUUGACAAGAAAUGUGUGUGAUGAUAACACAUUUGGAGUCAAAUCUCAUGUUAUGCUAGAUGCAUAGUUCGCACUUGUGUAUUUUUGUAAGGAUCCAUGAGAGUCGGAACAAGAGCUGGAAUGGAGGAGGGUUCAGCAUUUUCAUAUCACACUGCAGUCCCUCUGCAUAAACAACUGUUAGCCCCAUGAAUGAAGUUUCUAUUUGUGCCAAACACAGCUUUCUUUCACAGACAAACAGCAGCUUUCUCAGGGGCCAAAAAUUUUGUAUAGAAACUGUAGUCUGGGAGGAAAUGUGGAACCCUGUUUCACUUCCACUGCAGGCUUGGUCAAAACUGAAGGAGUUCUGGCACACAUGUCCUUGCUGUGUGCCUAUCUUUGCAAGUGAAAACCAUGUAUUUAACUAAAUUGUGAUUUUGGCCUCAAGCAAGCUUUAUUUUGAUGUGUUUGUUUUUAGAUAUCUACUGAGUUGUUUGCACUGUAAAAUCUUAGAAUGGACACUAUUUAAAAUAGUGUUUUGGGAACAGAAAAACUAUAUCUUAUUUGUACCCGUUGCAGUAGAGCUGUCUGUUAGAACCACUACUGAACUUUGCUUUAUCCAUUCAGCACUCCUUUAUGAUUACUUCUUGGGCUUCCUAUAGUUUCCAUCUUUAAAAUAAAGUGGUUUGUUUUUAAAACAACAAUGAAGGAAGAUGGAAUGAUGACUGUGGGCUGAAUAAAAUGAAUCAGAAUAAAGAAGAUAUUUAUGACAGUAUAGCCUGCGAUUACUGCUUCUAGUUUUGGAUGCUUCUAAUAGUGGAAAGGCAUGUUCUUUUCUUUUGGAUAAGGCUUUUAAUUUUUGCACUAAGACUGCAUUUUAUUGCACUACUGAAAUGUAUUUAUGGGAUUAGAAUGCCUAAGCAGGGAUAAUGUAAAGAAGGAAAAAGGUCAGAGAAAUAAGAGCAAGCAUCUACAACUGAUUUCACAUCCAAUCGCAUCUGCAUGACAGGAGAAAGUACUUCACAACAAUCUGUAAUCAAUUAUAGAAACUGACAUUUUCUCUCUUGUACUGAAAUGGGGAAAAGGCUCUUUUCUUCUUCAGUCAUUGAACUAGAUAGUGCUUGUAGCAGAGCAUGGCUUCCAAGUUGCAUACAUUUCUAAACAUUACUGAUUAGAAACGUUUAAAAGAGCUAUUGUAUAGUUAGUAAUAGUGUUGGAAAAUAUUAGAAACCUAUUUGAUCCGGCACUUUCCCAAAUUAUCCAUCACCAGAAGUUCCUGUGCAAUGUAGACCACAUUGUGCUAGAAACAGAGAGAAGCUUGUGGACAACAUAUUGUUCCAAAUGGCUCAGAUGAGAAAACCAAAGGAAUGGGGGAAAAUGUCCUAGAAUUGCUGAGCUCUCUGACCUGGCAGGGAAGAAAAAACUUUUCAGGGCCAAAUAUGAGGAUCAUAUUAGCUAACCAUAUACCGAGCAGUAACAUCUCACAGUGCAUAAAUAACAGCCUUGCAGGCUACUUAUAUAUAACACUCUGUCAAAUAGUGUACAUUUUACCAUAUACACUGCCAAUCAGAAGUCCAAGAAAACAAGAAUAGUCACUUCAUUUGGAAUGGUAAAAAUGGCAAUGGCUUAUAAGCACACUAUUGCACAUUACUCUUUUUGAAUGUUCAUUCAUUUGAGACUUUGAUGGAAGCCAAACCAAGCUGAUGUGUUCUUCCAAGAAAAAGACGUGUGUUGAGUACCCCAGAUUACCUGCAUUCAAUCUAUGGUUGUCCUAGGGGACAGGAAAAUUAUCUUUCUUAAUUCAAUGAUAUACUGAGAUACUCCACUUACAGGAAUGUAGGGUAUCCUUUCUAAAAUGAAAAACAUACUACUACUACUACUAAUAAUAAUACACCCAAUAAUAAAAGACUAAUAAAGCUGCGGUAUGCCUCAAACUAGUGCAAACACUACACCUAUGUUAACACCAGACAGUUAGAACUAAUCAUUUUUUUACUGUCAAUUGUUUUUGCUCUUAUCAGCAGUGACAUAAAUAUGAAGUUCAUUAUAUUAAAUGAUAAUAAAAUGAUUGCAACAAUACUAACUUUUGACAUUCAAUUAUAGGCAUAUGUAAAAUCAUAAACAUGACAACCAAGAAGCAGAGAAAGGAAAUAGUUUGGAUUUUGUGCUCUCUUUCAAUAUUUCUGUUUAAACAGACAAUCUUAGGAACUUCUUUAGCAGCAGGUGAAAUGGCCAGAGUUUUAGAUUAUGUAAUUGCUCAAGAGGAUCAUGGCCUUAUUAGCAGAUGUAUUAGGGCUAUCAGACUGGAAUAAACAAUAUACAGGCUGGUCUUCUGUUAUAAAUACUAACCCUUCCUUUUGAAGGGUUAUAAGUUCACUUUUCUAUUAUUAUUGCUUUGCAACUUUGAAAUGAGACGCACUGGUUCAGUGUGGAAUGGGUCAUAGCCUUUGACAAACAGUGGAUCUAUAUUGUUGGAAUGGGAGAACUGAGGUUUUCUUUAAGGCAACGGCACUCUUUUUAUCGUCUCCAGUCUUCUCUCUGAAUCAAGCUUCAGCAGUAGUCUUCUUCCUCAGCUACAAGUAAUACAAGUUAAGUAAGACUAUCUUUUAUUAGCUGGAAACUAAUAGAGGAAUUGUGUUUUUCCCAAAUCUUGAUCAAGUAUUUGGAAAGUGUCUAUGCUGAAAUUUGUAGUGUAAUUUAUUCCUGUGUCUGCAUGCACUGAUUUGACUUAUAAACUGCCAGAGUCUAUGAAGACAAACACAGUACUUUGCAGACAUUAAAACAUAAUAACAAUAAUGAAAAAUAACAGCAAGUAAUGGAAGCGAAGUGUUACAAUGCAUAAAAGUCUUUGAAAAUAUGUUUCCAUUGAUCAGUAUUCUAUAGUUGAUAGAACUCCUUUUAUGUUGGCUUAACAGCAAUUUAUAAAUUAGUGAAGUCCCCAUUUUUCAAAAUUGGAGAUACUUAUGAAACAGUAUUACAUUUCAGUCUAGACCAUUCCCUUCUGUGGAUUGCUUUUGUUCUUCCUUAAAUAAGAAGGUCAGAAUAUCUUGCUAGUUCACAGGAUCCAGUGUAACUAAGUCUUUUAGAUGUCUUGAUCUUCAUUGACCUCUAAGCUUUGCUUAAAUGCCCCUGAUUCAGAAUGUAUUGGGGGGAAAUUAAAACUCUUUUUGGUUUCUAGGUAUCUUCAUAUUUAUUUUCUGUUAAAGUGGCAAGAGUUUAAGUGAUCAGAAAAGGGCAUUUGUUGUUGUUUCAAAUAAGUGGCUCUAAUGAAUUUUGACUGAAUUUUAUAAACUUUUAAAAUUGUAAUAGAAGCCAAAAUCGACUUACCAGGAGCAUAUUCAAAGCAAUGGGCUUUGUUCCAAGAUGGUGUUGCCUUUGAAUGAGUCUGUUCUAGUUUCAAACAGGUAGAAUAGUAUAAAUCUGCUGGUAAAAUCCUCUAUAUUUUGUUGUUUUUAAAAUAUAUAAUUCUACUGUAGACCAAAAAUAUCUUUAAUUUCAAAAGCUAACAGGCCAGUGAAUAAAAAGUAAAAAAUCUGCAACAAUGAGCAAGAAGUAAGGGAGGAUAAAAUUUCUAAAAGCCUUACCCAUUUUUUAAUUGAUGCUUAGAAGUCAUCCAUUUGUUGAAGGUAAAAUAGCUUUCUCAGCACAUGCUUUAUGCAGUUAUAUUUUGUUUUCAGCUUUGCAUUUGCACAUUGUAACUUCUUUUUACAUUCUUGACUUCAUAGUACUGCUGUCAUUAACUUUUAGAUCUGAGAUUUCUUUUUUCUGUCUGGAGGGUGGUUGAGAAGAUGCACUGGAAAUAAGAUUUGAAAAUAUUUUAUUUUUUAAAAGGAAAAUUUACAGUUGCCUCGGGAACAGGCUAAAUCAUGUCCCUUCUUUAAUUCUAUAUGGGUCUUCUUUGCAAAGCUUCUAAAUGACUAGAGGCUAGAAAAAUAAACUUCCAUAUCACAAAUACCCUUCAUGAUUUCUACCUGGUGGUUCGCAGUUCUUAGUGCUCUUAGUGCUCCAAUAAAAAACAAGAAAAAAUAGAAAACGUAAAAAGACAAAGUAUGAGAGUUUUGUGAGUCAUGUAAGGUGGUAAAGAUAGUGGGUUAUCAUUUAAUCAUACACUUCAGUUUUACUAGUUUAAUUUACAGUAAGGCAAAAGGCAGUAUUAUAUAAUAUCCACUAGAAGUUCUAGAUACAACCAGUUGUAGUAAUGACUUCCCUACUUUGAUUUUACACCACACUUUCAUGUAUCUAGUGACAGGUGUCCCACUGCCAGCUGAUAUAUGACUUGACUUUAGUUUGACAUUCUGCCCUUGAUGGAAAAUGAACUUCCUCCUGUGAUCCAGAAAGUAACCCUUGUCUCUUGCACUUUGAGGGGAUAUGGAAACACCCUCUCUAUCGUUUAAAAUAUGGCGACAAAGUUUUAGUAACUGAAAUGUUUUAAGAUCACCCUAUUCUCCCUGCAGACUAUUAACUCUGAAUGCCCCUUUUCUUUCCUUGUUUAUCUUGAUCAAGAAUACUGGAGUUGAUAGAUGUUAAGAUAAUAUAUACAAUUUGCUAUCAUAAAGGAUAGUUUCCCCCUCAUGUCACAGUAUCUGAGUUCUAUUGAUAAUUUCAUAUCCCAUUGGCUCGCAGGCUCUAUCUUUUUUUUUUAAUCAUUGACACUUUUUAACUAUUCUUCUAAGACUAUUUGGAACAAAGGGGGAAAGUUGGCUCUUUUUUAAUGACGCAAUCUUAAUAGUUGGUUUAUAUCUUCCAUGUUUUAUGCAAAAAUUAAAUCAAUAAAUAUUUGUGCCCUAAGUUGAAGGUUACAUGUUUAGGAAAGCAACAAACGGUUGGAAUCUUUUCUACAUUUUUGUGAAGAUGCUUUUUUGGAAAGGAAGGGUACAUAUUUUUGUUGUGUAAUAUUUUCUAUUUUUGAAUGCAUUUUCUUGGUACAAGACUGUUUUGUGGAUUUUUUUGGUGAAAACAUUAUUUAAAAAAAGAAAAGAAAGAAAAAAUAAUUGAAAAGUUUGCCCUUAAGGAUAUGCUGCAGUCUUGAGUUUAAAAAAUGAUGUGUUGAAGUUGGGGGAUUGUAUUGUUGUUUUCUUUUGUAAUUGUUACAAGAAGUUUGUAUCCACUGCUGUUUAUUUCGUUUCAGAUGAGGAAGUAAAGGGAUUGUUCUUGUUUUAUUUUUUUAAAGUUAUUUAUGAAAAUGUCUAAAACACUGGACUGUGACUUUGUGUACUACCCCUGUGUCUUCAUCAAGCUGUUGGUGAUCCCAUUUCUCCUCCUUCCACCUUAAGGUUAGGUGAAUAUAAUGGUAGAUGUAGAGGAACAUAGGAACCUCCAGUUCAGAGUCUGAGGUGGAAUAAAACCAAAGGUCAAACAGUUUUGUACUUGUGCUGUAUAUAAUCACCCCAGAUAUCUCUCCUCCUUACUACUUUAUAGUUUCUAAUGACAAAAGAAGGGUCUACACCACUGCAUGUCCCAAAACAUCUAGGUAAAGCCUACUAACCUGUUUUGGCCAUACAAUUCAUUGAAAUUCCAGGAUUUAUCCUUACCAGUUUCUAAUGCAUAUAACAAAGGGACAUAAGUUUUAAUAAACGCAGUGGCCCUGUAUUUUUGCUUGUUUUCUUAUUAAACAACAUAGAGAGGUAGUCUGGGGGUUGUCAGUAGUUUCUCUAUACCGUAUGUGGUCAAUUUUUGAAGAAAGAAAUGGGAACGCUUUAAUUCAGAAGACUAAAGCUGUGAUCUAAAUACUCCUUUGGUGGGAAGGAAGAGAACAGGGGAUCGCCAGCAGUCAUUAACACCAUCAACUGGAGAUAUGUAACUGGGCUUUGUUCAAGGCCAAGCAAAAUCUUUUGCAUUCUUGACAUAAAACACUGCCAAAUCUUAAGCAUGUCAAGCAAACAGAAAGCUGAAGAGUGGUCUUCAUUUCCUGUCCCACUUCCCUUUCUUCUAUUAUCUUUGAUUCCUUUGGUCCCUUGCCAUUGUUCUAUUCACUCCAAUUUUCCGCUUCUGUGAUCACUUUUCUACCUUCCAAUCCAACUGUCCCUGAUUUCCAAACUUGAUUUAAGACAAGACUAAGUAAAAUCAUGUGCCUUCUUUUCCUCUUUUAUAAUAAAACGAUGAACCCCUUGCCCUUCCUUCAAGUUACACAUAAAAGCGAACAUAGGAGGCCGUUUAAAAUGUUCUACUAGUGACCAGCGGCAGUGAACUCCCUCUUCUUAUCCAUGUCUAGGUCUUCCCAGAAAAGCAUCGUCCCUUACCCCUGUGCACACUGUUCAAGUUAUCCAAAACUAACACUAAAGGGCUUGAGGAAUGUUUGCUUCCUUUUCCACUGUAGCCCAGUGAAAUAAUCCUACUUGGAGUUCACACCUUUUGCCCCAUUUGUGGCCUUAUAAAACUUAAACCACAGAAAGUGGUGCUCCUGCUUUUGCCCAUAAUUUGUGGUAUUUUUCAUUAAACUAUUUAUUACCCUCAGUCUUUUCUGAGGUCUAGCCUAGUGAUCAAAUUUAUUUAAGACCAUCAGUUUGUGCUUCCCUUACAAACAUCCAGUUAAGUCCAUUCCAGAGCUUUGCUGCCUCUUUGCUUCCCUCACAUACUUUUCUUCUACACUCUCUGCUUUCCUAGUCAUCUUACGCAUUUCUGAAUGGGUAAGGAAAGUCAAAGGAGGAAUGAAGAGACAAUUAAGUUUUCAGAACGCCACGGACCCCAGAGGUGGAAGGGUGCUUCAUGAAUGCUGUAAACUUGACAUUUGGUCAAGCGAUGGGAAGGAAAAUGUUUUAAUUUGGGCUUAACAGACAAUCCUACAAAGUUUCUCUUGUGCAAUACGUUAAACAUUUGCAAAGAUAUCCAGUAGUAAUAAAAACCCUUUUUCCUGAAAUGUUAUCAAGAGCUAAAGGUAUCCAUGUAUUCUUCUAUGUGCCCAUGUGUGUAGAAAUUAGAGAUGCUGAUCAAAAGCUCUUUGGUGCUGCUAAGAAUAAAUCUCUUUUCCAAGACCUGAUUUUGACACAGGCAAAAUAUCCAAGAAUAAGCUGUAUCGCAUGCAAUAUCUCAGCAUGGCGGAAAAGAGCAUGUUGAGAUUUCUACAGUGCCUUAUUUCUAAUAGAUGUUGGCACAUAAACACACACAUGUGCACACAUGUAUAUCCUGCAGACUCCAGUUUCUUCUAAUACUGAGUAGGAUCCCAAGUGUGCUAUACAGCAAAGCUGAAGGCAGAGAAGCUCUGUAUAAAACAUUCCAAUUCAUUCUUUCUAAAAUAUCAAAAGUCUCACAAUUCAAAACCAACCCCUUCCACCUUUCUGUGUCAUGAUACGGUGCUGAUUUAUUAAGAAACAAAUUCACCAAACGAUCCAUUUGAUUGAGUCCUUACCCAUUUGCUAUUGACAUUGCUGAAUCUAUACAAAUCAAACAUUUUCACUUCUGAAGUAUUUUCCAAAGGGCAAGUGAGUGCCCCAUUUAUUUCAUGUUAAAUGCACUUUAAAAAGUUGGAGACUGUUUCAGAUGCACAGGGGAAAGAUAGUGCACUAAUGUCUGAACCCAGUUCACUUUAUCUCCAGUUAAAAUAUACUCUCGUGUAUGAUGUGGUUACAGAUAUGUAUUCACUUGUAUACACAAAGCCUGAAGUGUGGAAGGAGACGAACCUCUCUUUUCACAGCCACAAAACCAGUUUUUUGCGCAAAUAUAAAAGCAGCAGAGGAAUUAAUUGUUGGAUUCUUGAAACAGAUCACAAAUACAAACAGCUACUUGCAAGCGACUUUGGUCCUGUCUGUAUGUUCAGUAACUACAGUAGGAGUGGAUUGUAAACAGAAGAAAAAGGAACGGUGCUAUACGAAAGCAACUGAACGAUUGGGCAAAUCUUACUACAAUCUAAAUGACACAGUUCAGAAUCUGAUUUUUGUUUCGUUUGGGGUUUUUUGUUCAUUGGCCCACCCAACAAAAAAGUAACAACAAAAUCUAGAACAACGAAAGUUAUGAUUUAUGGAAGAUGUCAGAAAUCUCUUAACUUUUGGCCUUGCUCUCAGUCACCACUUACAAAAAUCUGUACUUUUCUAAACUAAAAAAAUUGUUUUUAAAAAACCUUUUUGAAGCACCUUACUGUGGCCUCCCAUUCCAAGAGUGGUGGCCACUUCUUUUCCUUUGAGCACCUUAUUAAUGUGUUACGCUAUCUGCUGUCUUUUUGUUACCCGUUGGCUAAACGGCUGGCUGUUAACAUAUAAAAAAAAGUGUGCAAGCGCAAAGUCUGGCUUUGCAUGCACUCAGUGCAUUCCACACGUACAAGCCACUAUAGGAGACAAUGCAUAUACACUUGCACACAUGCAAAUACACACUUCUGACAUUUCUAUACAUGGAAUGCCAUCUGCAAUUUCCCGCUCCUCAGUAGAUCAGCUUGAGAGGUUUGGAUAUAUAGCACAACAGGUAUGAUUCCAGUGCUAUGAUCCCCAAAGGACUUCUAUCUAUGGGGAGAGGGGAGGUUUCUGAAUGUCUAAAGAUGGAUAAUUCCAUACAUGAAGAAAUAGAUCCUCCCUUCCCUGUUAAAGAAUAACUGAGUGAGUGGAAAAUGAAAACGAAGAUUAAUCCUACAGUCUUUACACAAAUAAAAUCACCAGUGUUUAUGUGGUGUAAAGUCUUCAAGAUCAGGCAACCCUUCUUUUUGGCAAACAUUUUGCUGAGCAGACUAGCUUCUGGCUCUCCCAACAUGUGUUGUAGUGGCUGUAAGUGUACUUAUACAUACACCCCAAAACACACUCAUACAGUGCAACAUGGUUUGUGAAAAUGAGACAAGCAGGUCAAAAGUUCUGAGGAAAUACUAAGUUCCUUUUUUUUCUCUCACUUUAUUCUGUAAAUGGUAUGUCAGUUAUAAAGCAAGUAAACCGAGAAUUGUUUUUUAAAAACUUGCAUACGCCUUUUAUAUCAAGUGCUUUAAAAUAUAGAAUAACUACACACAUCCUGCCAGUUUUUUCUUACAGUGAGAGUAUCCUUACCUGCCAUUUAAUAUUAGCCUCGUAUUUUUCUCACGUAUAUUUACCUGUGACUUGUAUUUGUUAUUUAAAACAGAAAAAAAGAAAAAAAGAAAAUUAACUGUAGCGCUUCAUUAUACUAUAUUAUUAUUAUUGUGACAUUUUGGAAUACUGUGAAGUUUUAUCUCUUGCAUAUACUUUAUACGGAAGUAUUACGCCUUAAAGAUACGGAAAUAAAUUUUACAAGGUUUCUGUUUUGUGUGGAAGAGUAAUCGAUGUUGCUAAGAAUGAUGUUUGUUAUUUUGGGUUUUUCUUUUUUCUUUUUUUAAAUGUUACCAGCACUUUUUUUGUAACUUUCACUUUCUGAGGUAUUGUACAAGUUCACACUGUUUGUGAAGUUUGAAUAUGAAGGAAUAAUUAAAAAGAAAGAAAGAAA
Anolis carolinensis (green anole) is the source of this 29632-nucleotide messenger RNA. RefSeq names its product zinc finger and BTB domain containing 20 (gene zbtb20). The record is from RefSeq and is a predicted model, not a curated record. The transcript is spliced from 6 exons. Gene Ontology annotation, biological process: regulation of transcription by RNA polymerase II. Gene Ontology annotation, molecular function: RNA polymerase II cis-regulatory region sequence-specific DNA binding; DNA-binding transcription factor activity, RNA polymerase II-specific; protein binding. NCBI's taxonomy places the organism in Eukaryota, Metazoa, Chordata, Lepidosauria, Squamata, Anolidae. The coding region runs from base 4137 to 6404 and encodes 755 amino acids.